AUGCCUUCAGUUGCAUACAUGAAUCAAUCGGCGCCUUUCUGGGACUUUAUCGCAAGUCUUGAACAGCAAGGCGCCCAUCAAUCUCGCUCUGGCCAGAACCGCGAAGACGGUGCUGAGAACGAGCAAGGUCCUCAGGGACCCCCAGAUCCAUUUGCCCCUUGGACUUGGGGCCAUGGAUUCUUCGGCGGCGGUAGAGGAAUGCCUCAUCACGGUGGUCCUCCCCACACCCGCCAUGAACGCCACCACGAAGAGUCUGCAGGCGAAAAAGAAGCAGAGAUGAACGAUGCAAACGACAACGGAGAGGGCCCAUCUGGUACUUCCGGCUCUGACAACGAAGCCCGUGGCGAAGACCGUUCAAACAGACGAGAACGCCAUGGCCGUUGUGGUGGAGGACCACGCGGCCGCUGUGGACCUGGUGGCCGGGGUGGCUUUGGGCCUCGCCACGGUCCUGGACUACACCAUGGAUUCGGCUCUCACCAUGGCCCUUACCAUGGCAGUCACCGCGGAGGGUGGGGCCCAUGGGGACACGGGGGUCCACAUGGAGGCGGUCCCUUUGGAGGCGGUCCCUUUGGUUUUGGAGGCAAUUCUUUCGACCCAUCCACCUUUGUCACUCACCUCUUCAAUCAGUUCAACGACUCAGGUCCUUCGAACGAUGACUCUGGGAAUAAGGCCAGAUCAUCUAGAAACGAAGAUCACACUCCUGAAGCCGACAUUUUUGACACUGAGUCAGCAUACGUGGUUCACAUCUCCCUUCCUGGCGCUAAGAAGGAAGAUGUCGGUGUGAACUGGGAUGCUGAGAAAAGCGAGUUGAGCGUCGCUGGUGUUAUAUACCGUCCUGGAAACGAAGAGUUCUUGAAGACACUUACUGUUGACGAGAGGAAGGUGGGCGCUUUUGAGCGGAAGAUUCGUCUAGGAACGAGAGUCAAUCCUGCAAGCAUUGAUGCUGAUGGCAUCACUGCCAAGUUGGAGGACGGUGUAUUGAGGAUUGAAGUGCCCAAGCUAGACUCGGGCUAUGUGGAGAUCCGCAAAGUGGAUAUUGAGUAG
Molecule: messenger RNA, 1044 nt
Organism: Bipolaris oryzae ATCC 44560
Lineage: Eukaryota; Fungi; Ascomycota; Dothideomycetes; Pleosporales; Pleosporaceae
Exons: 1
Coding region: 1-1044 (347 amino acids)
Biological process (GO): response to heat; protein complex oligomerization; protein folding
Source: RefSeq, a predicted model, not a curated record